Molecule: messenger RNA, 861 nt
Organism: Melitaea cinxia (Glanville fritillary)
Lineage: Eukaryota; Metazoa; Arthropoda; Insecta; Lepidoptera; Nymphalidae
Gene: hth
Product: homeobox protein homothorax
Exons: 9
Coding region: 46-732 (228 amino acids)
Biological process (GO): eye development; positive regulation of cell population proliferation; positive regulation of transcription by RNA polymerase II
Molecular function (GO): DNA-binding transcription activator activity, RNA polymerase II-specific; RNA polymerase II cis-regulatory region sequence-specific DNA binding
Source: RefSeq, a predicted model, not a curated record
CAAGAGAAACCUUAUUACAUAGCGGACCCAGAGGUCGACUCAUUAAUGGUGCAAGCGAUACAAGUACUACGGUUUCACCUAUUAGAAUUAGAAAAAGUGCACGAGCUGUGCGACAACUUCUGCCACCGCUACAUCAGCUGCUUGAAGGGCAAGAUGCCCAUCGACCUGGUGAUCGACGAGCGGGAGAGCGCGCGGCCGCCCGACUCCAACGGCGAGCCCCGAUCCGCGCCCGACAGUAGCCACGACGGCGCCUCCACCCCCGACGUCAGACCUCCAUCGUCAUCCUUAUCGUACGGCGGUGCCGUCAACGACGACGUGCGCUCGCCGGGCUCCGGUGGCACCCCCGGCCCCCUUAGCCAGCCCCCGCCGCAGACCCUCGACGCCACAGAUCCAGAUGCCAUGGGUAAAUGGUGUGGAUCGAGGCGGGAGUGGUCCUCGCCCCCGGACGUGGCGAGACGGGUGUACUCCUCAGUGUUCCUGGGCAGCCCCGGUGAGUACCCAGGAGACGCCAGUAAUGCGAGUAUCGGGUCGGGAGAGGGAACGGGGGAGGAAGAUGACGACACGAACGGUAAAAAGAACCAGAAGAAACGGGGCAUCUUCCCGAAGGUGGCCACCAAUAUACUGCGGGCGUGGCUCUUUCAACAUUUAACGCAUCCGUACCCUUCGGAGGAUCAGAAGAAACAGUUGGCGCAGGAUACAGGGUUAACGAUACUACAAGUAAAUAAUUGGUAAGUGGCUUUCGCUGUAUUUGAGUCUUUUGUAUAAAUAUUUCGGUAAGUAGUCGCUUUAUCUGUACAAAUUGAACCGUCGAUAUUUGUUAUUGCCAAAAUAUAACAAAAAAAAUUAAAAGUAAAAAAAGUA